GUGCUGAAGCCUCGACAUCAUGGCCUUGAUCGGUGAUUCUCAUGAAGGGCCAUGACGUCCCAACCCGACGGCAUAGCGAGCUUCUAACUCUCUUGUGACAAUGAGGUAUGCUCCUGCGUCGGUGCUAAGGCUGUGCCCAUACAUCCCGCCCCGGCGCCUUUGCGAAGACGAGUGGACGGUCUUGCUCAACUACCGACUUCUCCUGGCUGUUCGGGGCGCUCAGCUGGAGGUACAGGCUGUUUUAAGCCGUAAUCAGCGGAAACUGGAUACCAGGGCAAACUCUAAGCGACAUGGAUGGCGCUCUGGCAAGGGUUAUAAAAACAGGGCCAAGAUAUCGUGAGGUAACACGACCCAGAACAACUGGAACUCGAGGCACAUACCACAGCAUGACUUCUUGCUUGACGACCGCCCAGCAGCUCUCUCGUGCGCGCGAAGUGAUUGAAACUAUCGCCACUGAACUACAAGCAGCUGAAGGAUUCUUGGACGAGGAUGAGCUCAUCCAGCAUCGCAGCGAAGCCUUGAGAUUACAGGAGGAGUCUGUACGCGUCGAGGAUGUUUCUCGCAAUGGGCUUCUCGGAAAGCUUUCCGGCUUUGAAGAGGCUCGCGCUCUGAAGAAGAAUGCACAAGCGCGGCUCAUUCGCGUCCAGGUUUCCAGGGAUAAAGGUCGUCGGGAUGCUCUUCGUAGCCUGGCCAUGCGGCUACCCGCUGAUGGGUCAAAUGAUCCGGGGAAGCGCACGUAGAAGCAUCGCGACGGUAGCCUCGCCUUCCACGCACGGUAUUCUGACCCUCGUCGCCCCCCUCCCCUGCACAGUACCCGCAAAGGACUUAAAACAGCCCCGUGCUAUGAUAGAUGGUACCGGUUACU
Messenger RNA from Punctularia strigosozonata HHB-11173 SS5, 865 nucleotides. RefSeq lists its product as uncharacterized. The coding region runs from base 291 to 740 and encodes 149 amino acids. The record is from RefSeq and is a predicted model, not a curated record. NCBI's taxonomy places the organism in Eukaryota, Fungi, Basidiomycota, Agaricomycetes, Corticiales, Punctulariaceae. The transcript has 5 exons.